ACGAUUUUUAAACCACCAACACCAACACAGACUAUAAUCACAGAAUAUAAUAAUAUUAGUCUAGUUUUUUUUUGCUGGCAACACCUUCUUUUUCCGGCUAUCUGUGUGAUAGAAAGCCCUCAACAUGAAGCAGAUUGUUGCUAACCAAAAGGUGAAGAUCCCUGAGGGACUCACAGUUCAUGUGAAAUCGCGGUUAAUUACCGUCAAAGGACCCCGAGGAGUUUUGAAGAGGAACUUCAAACACUUGGCAGUUGACAUUCGCAUGGUCAACCCGAGGCUGCUGAAGGUGGAGAAAUGGUUCGGAUCCAAGAAGGAGCUCGCGGCCGUCAGGACAGUCUGCUCUCACGUUGAGAACAUGAUCAAAGGUGUCACCAAGGGUUUCCAAUACAAAAUGCGUGCUGUAUACGCCCAUUUCCCCAUCAACUGUGUCACCACCGAGAGCAACAGCAUCAUUGAGAUCCGUAACUUCUUGGGUGAGAAAUACAUCCGAAGGGUAAAGAUGGCACCCGGUGUGACCGUCAUCAACUCGCCCAAGCAGAAGGACGAGCUGGUCAUUGAAGGCAACUCCCUAGAAGAUGUCUCACGGUCCGCUGCUCUCAUCCAACAGUCCACAACUGUCAAAAACAAGGAUAUCAGAAAGUUCUUGGAUGGUCUCUACGUGUCCGAGAAGACUACUGUUGUACUUGACGAGUUGUAAGAAUUUAAUAUAACAUCUUGAAAAACUCA
This is a messenger RNA of Plutella xylostella (diamondback moth), 726 nucleotides long. It is a transcript of the gene RpL9, whose product is annotated as ribosomal protein L9. Gene Ontology annotation, molecular function: structural constituent of ribosome; rRNA binding. Gene Ontology annotation, cellular component: ribosome; cytosolic large ribosomal subunit. Lineage: Eukaryota; Metazoa; Arthropoda; Insecta; Lepidoptera; Plutellidae. The record is from RefSeq and is a predicted model, not a curated record. Gene Ontology annotation, biological process: cytoplasmic translation.